AUGCCUCUCCAUCUGUUGGGUAAAAAGUCGUGGAAUGUCUACAACAAAGAUAACAUCGAGAAAGUCCGACGUGAUGAAGCUAUCGCGAAAGCCAAAGAGGAGGCGGAGGAGCAGCAGAUGCAAGAAUUAGAUGCGGAGCGUCGCAUGCAAAUAUUACGAGGAGAAACACCUACACCAUUACCAAUAGAGGACAAACCAGAAGAUGAUGAUGGUCCGCGAGAGAGACGUUCGCAUGGUUCUGGGGAAGAACGCAAGAGGAGGCCCAGGAAGAAGAAUGGAGAAAAUGAUACUGAUUUCGAGAUGCGUAUUGCAGCUCAAGAUUCCCAGUUUUCAAACCAAGACCGUCAAAUUGUUUUACAAAAAUCUACAGAUGCGCCAUUAGUUGAUCACGACGGACAUAUUGAUUUAUUUCCACAAGAACAUCCACACAAACCUCGAGUAGAGAAGAAUACGGAGGCUGCGAAGGAAACAGAGAAGAAGAAGAAAGAAUACGAGGACCAGUAUACAAUGCGGUUUUCGAACGCGGCAGGGUUUAAACAAGGUCUCGAUGGUCCGUGGUACUCGAAGUUAACGACAGAGGUGAAAGCUAUUGAUGAUGAUAACCCGGGUAAGGAUGCAUGGGGAAAUGAAGAUCCGAGGCGAAAGGAAAGGGAUGUGGCAAGGAUUGUGUCAAAUGAUCCAUUAGCUGCCAUGAGGCAGGGUGCUGCUCAAGUACGACAGGUAAAGAAGGAAAGAGAACAAUGGAUGAAGGAGAAAGAAAGAGAAGUGAGGGAGCUGGAUGCAGAGGAGCGAAGAAACAAAAGGAAACGAAGACAUGAUGACGACGUGGGACAUGAUGAUCUGGAAGGGUUCCGUUUAGAUAGACCUGAAAAGAGGUCACGAAGCUCUCAUCAUGAGGCUGAUAGACAUCGACAUCGUCGGAGGUCAGAAAGAGAUGAGAGUGAUCGAUAUCGACACAAACAUCAUCAUCGACAUCAUCAUAGAGAUUGA
Molecule: messenger RNA, 990 nt
Organism: Sclerotinia borealis F-4128
Lineage: Eukaryota; Fungi; Ascomycota; Leotiomycetes; Helotiales; Sclerotiniaceae
Source: the annotation of a GenBank genome assembly